AGCUGUCACUAUCAUACUCAACUUAAAAGGGAAACCAAACCAUUAACCAUACGAAACGAAAAACAAAAUUUAUUUCUUUUUUGUUUUAACUUUCUACAUAUUUUUUUAUUUAAUCCAGAAUUCCAUUCUGCUAAGCUUAAAGUCUUCCUUUAUAAAUUAGACACACUUGUUCUCCUUUACAAAAUACUAAAAAACAUAACCAACAUGGAUCAACUAUUUGUAGAAAUCGAACUGAUCAACAGAGAUAACCAAACCGAAAUAUACACCACCGUUCACUCGUUCAUUGCCCUGUAUGUCUACAAGUACCUGAAUUCCCCGAGCAAUAUCAAACUAAACUACGUUAAGACAUACUUCCACGAACACGCUAAGAUAAGACUCAACACUGAGGCUCUGGAGGAGCUCAACGACGAUAGGAUAAUCUGUAAGAAUAAGAGUACAAUUCAAGCAAUCAGGGAUCUCAAAUUGCCAGCUUAUGUCAAGGACAAGAACACAUUCAUAUCAGGCUUGUGCGCGGUGUGCAGAGAGAUUGUGGACCGCAACUCAGAUUCGAAUCGAAGGGAACUGCUGGGCUUCAAACAGAGUUGUCUGCUGGCACCGGCGGAGAGCUCGAUUUGGACGCGAUUCUGUGAGGUGAAUAUUCUGCGAGCUCUGGAGGAGAUCCUCGUGGGAAAGCCCGUUGCGGAGUCAAGAAUAUACGAGCUGCCACAGGAACUGCCGCGAUUCGAAGCCCACAUGGGUGAGCCAGUCCGAAUGCAUAACAUUUAUAAAUUGGCCCGGGAGAAUGCCAACAAGAAGAAGGAAAAGAAAGGCAAAGUAAUCAUCGAAUGCACAACACCAAAGGAAACACUGGGUAUCGAGCAUAGGUUCGCCGAGGGGAUCUCAUUCACCAUCGCUGACCUGAUGCUCUAUCCGUGCUUCAGACUGAUCUUAGGACAAAUGCCUGUUAGCUUAGUUACGGCGGAUGAAUUUCCUCGCCUCCAUCGAUGGAUGAAGGAGAUUGAAUCCGCAGAUGAGCAGUGCCAACAAGUUCUGGAGGAACUCUACCCCGAAAUCAACAUAUCCAAGAAAACUCAUACAUCAUACAAGCUGCCGGAUUACGAGCAUACGAGUUUGUACAAGAGCGACCCGAAGCGCUACAAACCCCGCAACAGAAUCUUCACCGAGCAAAGUGAGAUCGACCAGAGUUUGGAGAAGCUGUCGCCACUGCAAAUUGAGUUCUCCAGCGACACAGACGUUGCUUAUGAUAUGCCAAUCGAUUGGAACGCCAUCGAGCCAGACCAAAGUAAAACCAGUGCCCUGCCCGAGCAGCGACUGGACCGAAAGCGACAACAGCUGGAGAACGUAGCCAAUGCCGUGAAAUCUUUAGCCGAGGACGGUGAUAGAAUAAUAGACUUUUGCAGUGGAACUGGCCAUCUGGGCAUCCUCUUGGCGCUCACCCUUCCCAAGUGUUCGGUGUUGUUCCUCGAGAACAAAGCAAUAUCACUGCAAAAAGCCAAGGACCGAUGCGAAGAACUGGGUUUGACCAACUGCCUGUUCUACCAAUGCAACAUCGACUACUUCGAGGGCAUCUUCGACAUAGGGACAUCCUUACAUGCCUGUGGCACCGCCACUGACAUUGUCCUUAACCAAUGCAUUCGCAGUAGAGCGAAGUUCGUUUGCUGUCCAUGUUGCUACGGAUCUAUUCAGCCAAUGCCCCACAUUAAGUAUCCACUGAGCAAGAAAUUCCAAUCGGCGUUGGACGAGAAGGAUUUUCUGCACAUAGCACACGCCGCCGAUCAAGCCCACGAACUGGGCACUCUCAAUUGUAAACCGGAAACAACGUUUCAGGGGCAAAUGUGCAUGGAUAUUGUUGAUUCCGAUAGGAAACUGCACGCUGAGGAAGCUGGCUAUGAGGUGAUAUUAACACGACUUCGUCCUGAGAACUGUACACCGAAAAAUAGACUCCUCGUUGGAGUGAUAUGAUUGUGGCAAUAAAUUCACUUAAAAAAAUCUGU
This is a messenger RNA of Eupeodes corollae, 1994 nucleotides long. RefSeq names its product glutathione S-transferase C-terminal domain-containing protein homolog. NCBI's taxonomy places the organism in Eukaryota, Metazoa, Arthropoda, Insecta, Diptera, Syrphidae. Bases 205 to 1962 code for a protein of 585 amino acids. The record is from RefSeq and is a predicted model, not a curated record. The transcript is spliced from 2 exons.